Molecule: messenger RNA, 2838 nt
Organism: Penaeus monodon (black tiger shrimp)
Lineage: Eukaryota; Metazoa; Arthropoda; Malacostraca; Decapoda; Penaeidae
Exons: 10
Coding region: 114-1727 (537 amino acids)
Biological process (GO): sodium ion transmembrane transport
Cellular component (GO): membrane
Molecular function (GO): ligand-gated sodium channel activity
Source: RefSeq, a predicted model, not a curated record
AUGUCGCAGCGCGAUGUGGCAACAUUACUUCCGCGACAUAGUUUCCCCGCGACAUAGUAUCCUAGAACCAUCAUACCAUCUACCACCCUUAUGUCAUCCUCAUAUUCCCCUUCAUGCCAUCCUCACAGCACCCUGUCAAAACCCUUGAUCCAUCCUAUAUCACCCUAACAGCAUCCAUCAUCCUCAUACCACCCUCAUACCAUCCGAAUACUAUCUGCACACUGCUUUCAUACCAUCUCCAUCCUUACACCAUCCUCAAACCAUUCCUAUACCACCUCCAUACCAUCUUUAAACCAUCCUCACACUGUAAUCUUUUUUAUCAAAUCUAUUACAUUUAUUCCUCCCUUCGCAAAUCCUUUCAGGUAACAACGAAACACAGUCUGAAAGAAGGUCUGCAAUUGCCCUCUGUUGCCCUCUGCAAUCGUGGCAUUUUCUCGCGCUAUAAACUGGAAGAGCUCAACGUGAGUGCCGACUUAGCCAAUUACAUGAUGAUGCUCGCUGCCAGUCCGUGGAUUGGCAAUCCCAAGCUCUUCAAGACGACGGAGGGACAGGUCAGGCUCGCUAUACUUCAGGAACAGUUUGAGAAUCUUCUGGAAGUAAAGAAGAUGAAUGCGACGCAGAUUAUUGACCGCGUGUCUCUGGAUUGCGAGGAAAUGAUCGUCCACUGUACUUUCAACGACGAGGAAAUCCACGGGCGAGAUUGCUGCCGGAUGUUCACGCCCGUGCCCACCUUCUCCGGGAAAUGCUACGUGCUGUUUGCCAACGAGAGUUUCAGUCAGGCGUUCAGCGGGGAGAUGGGGGGCCUCAUCAUCACCCUCCUUCAGGUGAAGAAUGAUGAACCAGCCCUGGUAAAAGGUAUUUUGGAUCCAUCGAAGUGGCUCAAACGUAAACUUCAAAUCACACUACUUAACAAUGUGACUCACCCUUCGCUCGAAGUCGUAGGUCAUGGCCCAAUGAUAACCCCGAACACUUUGCUGUCAAUGCAGGUGUCUCUACAAACGAUCGACAACGUGCAGGUGAAACAGAACCCGGACUGGAGGGAGUCGGAGUGCGUUAAGGUGAAGGACAUUGUGUAUGGGGCGUCUGACGAUUUCUAUUUCACUGAAGGAAACUGCAUGACGGCGAUCUAUAGAGAGUGCAGUGCCGAGCUGUGCGGUUGCAGUAGUUAUUUUCAGGAUAAUUUACAACUAUCUUCAAAGCUGUGUUCCGUAAACAAGUCUAACGAUUGUAUCAAUCGGGUGACGGCUUUCAUGACUCGUGAAGUUUCCGAGGAAAAGAGGGAGAUGGUUAAUGAAAUGGCCGUUUGUGCCAUGAACGUCACUAGUCGUUGUCGCCGAGUGUGUAAUUUGAGCAGCUUCAAGACGUCGACCGUGGGCCAGCCUCUUCCCUCGUACCAGAUGACCGAACUCAAGGAACGUUUUGGUCUCCAGGAACAGGACGUCUUGACGCUGGUGACAAUUUUCUAUCCUUUGCUGGAGUACGAGGAGGUCUUUCUGUCUAGGAAAUCUUACGGGGAUUUACUUAGUAACUUGGGCGGCUCAACAGGUGUCUUCCUCGGCUUCUCGUUCAUCACGCUCAUGGAGUGCUUCAUCUUCUUCAUCUUCUGUCUAAACGCCGCCUUCAGAAAGUUCCUUUGUCUCAGGAAAAAGUCUGCGGCGAAGACCGCGGUGGCGCCUCCUGAGAGAACGAAUAAGUCGGCCUUUUCUUUGCAUAAGAGCGCCUGGUAGAUCGUUUUUUACUUUAGUGUUUUGGUUGCAUCUCUGUAGGGUAAGGGUAAGGGUAAGCUGUGAUACAUUUGCUAUAUGGAAAUAACAUUAGAUUUUAAUAUUACUUAGAAUUGUUUUGGAUGUAACAUGUUUAGAUCCUCAGUUGGGUGUAGAGUGUUGUCCUUUGUUUAAGAUACCCUUUAACUGCACAGGUGUGGGCUGCUUUGAUUAAUGAAUAUAUUGCAUUAGUAUUAUAGAAUGGUAUUACAACGCAUGGCAUAUUUAGGCAAACCGCGAUUUUAUCUUCUAGUACAUGAGAUAAAAUCAAACGCUUACAAAAAAUCGUUGUUGCUCUUAUCGGUAGCCAGUAUCACACAUUCACUCUAGCUUUAUAGUGAAAAAGAGUUUACUUAUAUUCCAAUCUGCACUACAAUGCUUCCUGUAUCUUGGCAUAAUUCUGAUGAUUUUCAUCUGUGAAAAUCUGUCAUAACUGUACAUCUUUCAUGCCGUUGCGAAUGCGUCACCUCCCUGUAGCAGAUUCUAUAAAGAGCGUGUGAAAUUCCAACAAGAGGUCUGUAUCCAUACCUUGCUAAGCGACCAGCAUGGCCAUGCAUAUUAAAGGUUCCAACGUGUGAUGGCAUCCACAUGAAAUGUAUAACGUGGUCCUAUUCUUUUGUACGGUAUAUGUUUCUUUCAGUGACACGUGGAAUGCUUCCAGUACAUUUAUCGAGAGCUCUCCGAGUCUUGGAGAGCACUCUUUCAGCCGUAGAAAACGUCUCCAGAGUUCUUGAUUCAGUGGAAAUGCCGUCGCUAGAAGUAUUGUUAACAGUUCAGUUUGCAAAGUACUUUUCUUAUGAACCCUCCUGAUGUCCUCAUGCUUCAAAAUAUUGUUGUAUUCACACUAUAAGUGCUAUUAUCUGUGAAACUGUUCUUUCACAUAUAAUAGAUAUGCUAGAUUGAAGUAUGACAAUCUGUCUCCAAGGGCACCGAGAAUGAUCCUUAUGGCUUCUCUCUGUGCAACUUCUUGAAUGCCUAACUCUGAUUCCCAGUAUAAUGCAUAAUCUGCUAAAUUGUAUGGAAGAUAGGAAAAGGAGUGUAACUGUAUUGACAGAAAUAUUACUACUGAAAUUAU